This is a messenger RNA of Scheffersomyces amazonensis, 2142 nucleotides long. It is a transcript of the gene HOF1, whose product is annotated as formin-binding protein. Gene Ontology annotation, biological process: cytoskeleton organization. The transcript has a single exon. The record is from RefSeq and is a predicted model, not a curated record. Gene Ontology annotation, cellular component: plasma membrane; cell division site; cytoplasm. NCBI's taxonomy places the organism in Eukaryota, Fungi, Ascomycota, Pichiomycetes, Serinales, Debaryomycetaceae. Gene Ontology annotation, molecular function: phospholipid binding; protein binding. The coding region runs from base 1 to 2142 and encodes 713 amino acids.
AUGGAUAAUAUUAAUAUAGUUAAUAAUUUUUGGGGAACUCCAAGUCAAACAGGUUAUAAAACUAUUAUAUCUCGAAUGAAAGAUUCAUUACAAACUAUUCAAGAAAUUCUUAAUUAUUAUGAAGAUAGAAUAAAUAUUGAAAAGGAAUAUACCAAGAGACUUGAUAAAUUAAAUCAAAAAUAUGUUCUUGGAUCUCGAGAAACAGGGAGUUUAAAAAUUGCUAUAGAUAAAUUAUCUAUGGAGAAUCAAACUAUGGUUCAACAUAAUUAUAAAUUUAUAAAAUCGGUUGAUGUUAUUAAUCAAGAGAAUUUGAAAAAUUUUUAUAAGAUAUAUGAAAGGAAAGUUCAAAAGAUUGAGCAUCAUAUGAAUAAAUUAAUUUCAAAAUUGGAAUCUGCUUAUAAGAGUCUUCAAAAUAGUAAACGAAUAUAUCAAGAAAAUUGUUCUUCAAUAAAAUCAAUGAAAUUAACAGUUCAAACUACUUGGGGAAAGGAAUUAGAAAAGAAUGAAACUAAUUUACGUAAACUUCAAUCUUCAGCUAGAAAAGUUGAGGAAGAUUAUACUAUGAAUUUACAAGCUUAUAAUGAAUUAGUUGAUAUUUAUAAUUGUGAUUGGUCAAUGGCUCUUCAAGAUUUUUAUAAAUUAGAAAUUGAAAGAAUUCAAUUAUGUAAAGUUAAUUGUUUUAAUUUUUGUAAUAAUAUUGCUACCCUUUGUGUUGAUAACGAUCAAGCUGUUGAUGUAGCAAGAUCAACUCUUGCUAAAAUCCAACCUCAAAAGGAUUUACAAGAUUUCAGUAAAAUGUAUGGAACUGGGAAUAAGAUAUUGAAAAGUUAUACAUUUAUUGAUUAUAGAAAUGGAUUUGAUGAUUCUGCUGUAAGAGAAGAAACUUUUGAUAUUGCUAAUUUUGAAGAUCCAGAAAUUGAAUCUAUAUUAUCAAGAACUUAUUCAACAUAUUCACAAGCAUCACAAGCAGUUAAUAAUCGAGCUCCUCAACCAAAACCUCAACAACUGUCUCCUCAUCCUCAAUUACCUUCUUCAAUAAAUAUAGCAUAUUCUUCAAAUUCUCUUAAUUAUAAGGACAAACCAAUUCCUCAAUUACCACCUGCAACACCUUCACCAACAAAAGUUAAUAUAAGUUCAUUACCUCUUCAACAAGCACCAGCUACCAAGAAUAAACUUCAUCAAGCUAGUUCAAUCUAUAGUUCAAGUCCUGAAGAUGACAAAAAUGAUGUAUUUUCUAUUAAUAAAGAGAAAGGAUCUGUAAAUAGUAAUGGUUAUACCAAUUCCAAUUAUUCUAAUCCAACAAAUUAUUCUGUUGGUAAUGGUCAUGCUCAUACUUCUUCAACAUAUUCUAAUGAAGGAAGAACUUGGUCAUCUCCUAGAAGAAAACUGAAACAAUUAAACGAUUUCCAAGAACAAAUUAAUCAAAUGUCAAGAGAAAGACUGACUGCAAGUAGUAAUAAUCGAAAAGAUGAAAAUGAAGUAGUUAAGCCAACAAAAGUACCUAUCAUGAAAGAUUUUUCAAUUGAUUUUAUUGCAAAAGCAUUAGAAGAUUUAUCAUCAGGUGGAAAUGGUGAUGUAAAUCAAUAUAGAAGAUCAGUCAGAUUAGCAAGAGAACAUGAAGAUAAAUAUAAACAAUAUCAAAGUGAAACUGAACCUACUACCCCUUACAAAACAAGAGCUCAAUCAGAUUAUGUUGAUGAUAGAACAGAGAUAGCUACAAGAUAUGAUUCAAUUAAUUUUAAUUCACCAAGUAACUAUAGGAAAGAAAGACCAAAAUCAAUGAUUGAUGAAGUUUCUAAUAAUAAACCUCAUCAACAUUUCCAUCGACGUUCAUUGCUGAAAUUACCAACUACAUCUUAUAAUGAUUUAAAUUCAAUUAUAAGUCCUCAAAAACCAAAUAUAAUUAAACAAAUUACUCCAAUUACAAAGAGUCCCUAUAUUAUAAAAGCUAGAGCCAAAUAUUCAUAUAAACCACAACAAGAUGGUGAAUUAUUUUUUAAGAAGAAUUGGCAUAUGUAUAUCCUUCAUAAACAAGCAGAUAAUUGGUUUGUGUGUGAAUUAGCCGACAAUUGUCAGGACCACAUUGGUAAAGUGGGUUUAGUACCUGGUAAUUAUUUAGAAGAAAAUAAUUCUAUUUUUUAA